AUGGCCACACUUCCGUCGAUCCAGCAACUGAACCACGAAACGUCGGAAAACUUUAUCGAAGUCGUCAACACUUUAUUCGAGACCGCUCCUCCCUUGGCCGAUCGUCUCUUGGCCGCUCGUCCUUUCCAAUCGUACUUCCAACUCAUCGAUUACGCUCAAAAGAUCUGUCUCAGCAACGAACUUAGCUACAAUGAUAAACUCGACAUCAUUAACGCCCAUCCCCGUAUUGGUGCCGGUAAAGCCAACUUGUCCGCCGCUUCCCUCAAGGAACAGGGCUACAACACCCGCCAAGGUGCUCUUUCCAAGGAAGACGAAGCCAUCAACGAAAAGCUCGCUCAAGUGAACAAGCAAUACGAGGAUAAAUAUGGCCAUAAAUUCGUCGUGUUUGUUGCUGGUCGUCCCCGCGCUGCCAUCAUUCCUCUUAUUGAGGAACGUAUUGCUGCCAACAACCCUGAGCAGGAGAUGAAGACGGGCAUGGUCGACAUGAUGCGUAUUGCUCGCGACCGUUUGAUCAAGGCUUCCGUAAACAGCAAAUUGUAA
Molecule: messenger RNA, 540 nt
Organism: Radiomyces spectabilis
Lineage: Eukaryota; Fungi; Mucoromycota; Mucoromycetes; Mucorales; Radiomycetaceae
Product: Oxo-4-hydroxy-4-carboxy-5-ureidoimidazoline decarboxylase
Exons: 2
Coding region: 1-540 (179 amino acids)
Source: RefSeq, a predicted model, not a curated record